Angiostrongylus costaricensis is the source of this 522-nucleotide messenger RNA. Lineage: Eukaryota; Metazoa; Nematoda; Chromadorea; Rhabditida; Metastrongylidae. The record is from the annotation of a GenBank genome assembly.
AUGUCACAUUUACAUCUGUGCGUGGUAAUUGCGCAGCCAGAGUGUGAUUUCCCCAUUUUGGAGCAAAAAAACCACACUGGCUUGCCAGAUGAUUAUGAUUUGCAGAGAAAUCUUUCAGGAAGUGGUCAAAUCCAGUUAUGGCAGUUUCUACUGGAGCUAUUAGGAGAUGCCGCUUCAAACGGUCAUUGUAUUGCAUGGGAAGGAGCCAGCGGCGAGUUUAAGCUCGUUGACCCAGACGAAGUUGCACGUAAAUGGGGGCAGCGGAAGAGCAAACCUAAUAUGAACUAUGACAAGCUGAGCAGAGCUCUGCGGUAUUACUACGACAAGAAUAUUAUGACGAAGGUUCAUGGAAAGCGAUACGCCUACAAAUUCGACUUUCAAGGACUCGCACAAGCUUGCCAGAAUUCCAUCAAUGCCGGAAGCGAUAUCUCAGGCGCAGGGCAAUCUUUUAACCCAUACCAAAAUAGUAGGUAUUUUUCAGAUGAGAAACACAAAAAAUCGUCUUCUUUCAUUUUUUUAUGA